AUGGAGGAAUAUCUGCGCAAUGCGCCGAUCCCGGAGUACUCUGACGAAGAAGGCAUCAGUAUGCCCCUUGAUGACCUCGGCGAGAUAUCUGCCACCGACACCAGCAUUGAGGACGGCGAGAACGGGGACCAUGCAGGAGACCAUCACGAAGAGCCCGAGUUCGAUCCUCUUGCCGCCGGGCUCAAGGAGAUAUCCAAUCUGGGAAAGUUCACCGUCAGUAGCCACAAGCAGGGCAACGGUGUUGAGCAGCUGCGCAAUGACAGUUUGAAGACCUACUGGCAAUCCGAUGGGCCCCAACCUCAUAAGCUAACGGUAUACUUCAUCAAGCGGGUCGGUAUCAGAGACAUUCGCUUCUUCGUGGACUUCAAUGAGGACGAGUCCUAUACGCCUACCAAGAUCAUCUUCAAGUCCGGCACCAGUGAGAACAACCUUGUUCAGUUCGCCACGAUGGAAAUGUCGCAACCCUCUGGUUGGCAGCAGGUUCCUAUUGUUGGUGCCGGUGGUGGCCCCGACGGCAAUACGCUGGUCUCCUACGUGUUCCAAAUGCAGAUACUUGAGAAUCACCAGAACGGAAAGGAUACCCACCUUCGGUCCAUCAAGAUCUAUGCGGCCGACACUGGCGCCCCCAACGUCGACCUGGGCAGUACGCACCAUGUAAGUAUGGUCUUCAUCUAG
Messenger RNA from Colletotrichum graminicola M1.001, 675 nucleotides. Its product is annotated as anaphase-promoting complex. Gene Ontology annotation, biological process: anaphase-promoting complex-dependent catabolic process; protein K11-linked ubiquitination. Gene Ontology annotation, cellular component: anaphase-promoting complex. The record is from RefSeq and is a predicted model, not a curated record. NCBI's taxonomy places the organism in Eukaryota, Fungi, Ascomycota, Sordariomycetes, Glomerellales, Glomerellaceae. The transcript is spliced from 2 exons. The coding region runs from base 1 to 675 and encodes 224 amino acids.